Molecule: messenger RNA, 1146 nt
Organism: Triticum turgidum subsp. durum (durum wheat)
Lineage: Eukaryota; Viridiplantae; Streptophyta; Magnoliopsida; Poales; Poaceae
Source: the annotation of a GenBank genome assembly
AUGUUGCAAAGGAACCUGCCGAGUCUCUCCCUCCGGAUAAGCCCGCCGGCCGGCUCGUCGAAGGCAUCCUCAGGCCCGCCCGCGGCGGUGGGGAAGCCACUGAGGUCGAUGGCACCAGCCGCGGGGACUGACGCGGAGGGAAGCGGCGAGGUAGGGUUCUUUGCAAACCCUAGCUCCGGCGCCGAUCCCCCGGGCCUGAGCCUGGGGCUCGGGACGUUGACGGCGCGCGCCGACGCCGGCCGCCACGGCCACCCGCAGGCGCCGCUGGGAUGCGCGUUCAAGCGCGCGGCCCCCGGCAGGGCCUCGCAGCCCGGCGGCUCGAAGAGGAGCGUCCGGGCGCCGCGGAUGCGGUGGACCACCGCGCUCCACGCGCGGUUCAUGCACGCCGUCCAGCUCCUCGGCGGCCACGAGAGAGCGACGCCGAAGUCGGUGCUGGAGCUGAUGAACGUCAAGGAUCUGACGCUGGCGCACGUCAAGAGCCACCUGCAGAUGUAUAGGACGGUGAAGGGCACAGACAGAUCGUCGCAGAUCGCCACAGGCGAGCAGCAGAUGAUGGUGGUGGACGCAGGAGGAGGAAGAGGAUGUGGUGGUGGUGGCGGUGGUGGAGUGGUGGCGACGCUGCCUGCUUGUGAUGUCGACAUGGCUGGCUUCUGCGGCGCGCCUGCGGCAGCCGCGGCAUCUGCGCCGCCUGCCGCGACGACUAGUUCCGCUGCGCAUUUCCUCUGUGCGUCAGCAACAGGAGCGGCAGCGGCUGCAGCGGCUCCACUGGUGGCGCUGGUACCAUCGCCUCCUCCUCCACCCAUCCCCCCGAGGAGAGCUGACCACGCAGCAGUGGCUCUCGAGAAAGGCGUCGCCAUUGUUGACCCAUUGCACCGGUGUCAGAAGCUUGAUUACUCAGCAGCGCUCCAAGAUACUCCCCAGGAAGCUAAAGAGGAGCCAGCCGGUCGCCUGCCGAUGGGGGUACAUGGGGGCGUGGAGGGGGCGAUCUCUGGGAACUACUGUUCAAGCCCUGCGAGCUCGUCUCCAUCUCUUGCAAGCUUCGAGCUGCUCGCGGACGACACCUUCGCGCCCAACCUGGAGAUAUCGCUUGGGAGGCACGACUGGGGCAUGGAGCACCCGGAGGAACUGAGCCUGAAAUACCUGUGA